AUGAAGACGAUAAGUUUCUUUACCGGAUACAUUGCUUUACCAAAUGAACCUAUACCAAGUAAUAUGUUGCUGUACCGAGAAGUAGGGUUGGUUAGUUCUGACCUGAUCCCAGGACAUAUGAGUCCUAUUAAAUGGACCUGCAGUCCGGCUCCUGAAAUAAUUAUUAAAUACGAUCCUGGACUUUACCCCAAGGAUCUGGUUCCUGAACUAACCUUAUUUCUAAUUUGA
Molecule: messenger RNA, 228 nt
Organism: Funneliformis mosseae
Lineage: Eukaryota; Fungi; Glomeromycota; Glomeromycetes; Glomerales; Glomeraceae
Source: the annotation of a GenBank genome assembly